CUGUAGUCGUCCGUCCAGGGCAGAGCCAGCCAGUCACCGUGCAUGUCGUGGAAGUAUUCAACCAUGUCGUCGGUGGACUUGUCUGACGACACAAAGACCACUUCGAACUGCGCAGGGGGUUCGCCCUCCUCAACCAGCUCCGUGUAGAAGUCGCACAACACCGGUGUGAAGUCGCGGCACGGAGGGCACCAUCCUGCUGAGAAGUAGAUGCCCACCACCUUGUUUCUCAGCGCUUCCUCAGGAUCCACGAAGUUACCGUCUUUGUUGAGUAGAAUGCGGCCGGCGAACACUUCCACCAUGGCUUCGCUUUCACAUUCCCCUCUUUCGCUUUUCUUUUAAGUACUUUUAAACGUGGCUCUUUGAGGAAGAAGGAGUUUCGCCGUCAUGUUUAUCUCCUUAUCCAGCUAAACCUCCCUUAAUCGCCCUUGGACCAAUGGGAGCUUAGUGAUGCGCGGACGUCACCGCAGCCACAUGUUUUUUAAUAUAUUUUUUAGCAUGGCCUAGAUUUCUUAAGAAGGAGGCGUAACUAACCGACGGCCAUCUUGCAACAGAAGACUACUUCGAUUUACUCCAUUGAAACUCGCAGAAUUCCUGACUGAUUUACAAUGAGUUUGUUUGAAGAAGACUCACCGAAAGCAGGUUGACAAUUUAUUCGUCGACAACGGUCAAAAAACAAGUGUUUUUGAAGGCUAGGAUGGAGUGGGCCGGGCCGAAGGUGUGGCUUGGUGUUGUUUCGGGAUCAUCCCUCUGUGGCCGGUUUUGGGCGGUUCAGGUUCGUGCGUGGAUGGGAUGUGGUUGCCACAGCGACCGACGCUGGUCUUGACGUCCCAAGCGCCCGCUAUCAGCUUGUUAUCCGGGCUGGGCGAGAGCUACAGAGCGCCCAGCUCUUUGUCCUUGGAGUGGUCGGGAGAACUGAUUGCAAGAGUUGGCCAAUGGACUGUAGCAGCACUUGGAAAGGGCCAAGUCAUCCCUCACUUCCUUCCUUCCUUCCUUCCUUCCUUAGCCGUCAUUUGCAUCCCGUUUGAGAAGUCUGGUGCCGUGAAGGAACAUUGACGGGAAAUUUUCAGCAGAAGCGUCUCUCUCUCCUGAAGAAUUUCAACAAAAUGACCUCCAAUUCUAGUUUAUCCAGUAUGCGACGGCUGGUGGAGCAGCUGAAGCUUGAGGCCAGUGUAGAAAGGAUCAAGGUGUCGGAGGCGGCUGCUGAGCUGCAGCAGUUCUGUCUACAGAAUGCAGGCAGGGACGCUUUACUGGUGGGCGUCCCCACAGGAAGUAAUCCCUUCCGAGAGCCACGAUCCUGCACGGUUGUGUGACAUCCGCCCGCGGGAGGGGAACGUCAUGCAUUGUUUUGUACCUGUACUGUUUUUAAAAGAAAUUAAAUUAUGUUGAAAACAUGUCAAUAUUUACUGAGUAAAGUGCUGUCUAAAUCUUUCCCUUUGCAUCAUUUUUUGUAAGGAUUGGAGAGUGUUCUCCAAGUGGAUUAUUUGCUGUUGCUCGGCUGAAUUUAUGGGAUUCAAUUGUAACUGUGUUGUAGGCUUAUCAUUAUGAAAGUAAUAAAGCCAGAAUUUCCAUACAUACAGUACAUAUAUGCAUGCUUUUGACUUCACUGACUAUCUAAUCUGGAGCCCUUUGAAGUCUACCCAUGAAAGAGUAAAUAAUCCAAAUAACAGCUAAAUAACUGCCCAUAUGCCUGGCACAAAUGUGACAUUCUUUAAAUAACAAUGAAACAAAUUUUCUCCAAAUCUAACACAAUUAAAAGAUCUUUCCUUGGGUUCUUUUCUUGAUGCUGAGCUGUUUUAACGGAGCUCUUUCCGAAACUGCUCCAAGUGACAAAUUUGGCAUUUGCUACUCAAAUAAAAAACGUUUACCUCCAAGAUGUUUUGUUUUUUGAAUGAAGUACAGUAUUUGCUUUGCUACUUGGCAGAAU
This is a messenger RNA of Corythoichthys intestinalis (scribbled pipefish), 1924 nucleotides long. RefSeq names its product guanine nucleotide binding protein (G protein), gamma 10 (gene gng10). Gene Ontology annotation, molecular function: G-protein beta-subunit binding. The coding region runs from base 1104 to 1310 and encodes 68 amino acids. Gene Ontology annotation, biological process: G protein-coupled receptor signaling pathway. The record is from RefSeq and is a predicted model, not a curated record. Lineage: Eukaryota; Metazoa; Chordata; Actinopteri; Syngnathiformes; Syngnathidae. Gene Ontology annotation, cellular component: heterotrimeric G-protein complex. The transcript is spliced from 5 exons.